CUGUCAAAGGGUCAAAGCGCUGUCAUUUGUCAUUUUGUUAGCGGUGUUAUUUAUACAUUUUGAUUCAAUUUCUUGUAAUAAUUAAUAUGAGUACGAAAGAAUCAAUGGAAAUGGAAGUCGAUAAUCCGGCUUCUGCUGAUGUUGCAAAUAAUCCGGCGGAAGAUUCGGAAAAAAGUGUGAUGGCAGCUGGGGCUGUCGGUUCUGUGACUUGUUCAUUGCACCCUUUGGUGAUAAUGAAUGUUUCUGAGCACUGGACACGUGAAAAGGCUCAAGAGGGCUCAGUCCAACGAGUGAUUGGGGCUUUGAUUGGUAAACAGAAGGGGCGAAACAUUGAAAUAAUGAACUCAUUUGAACUGGUAUUUAGUGUAAUUGGAGGGGAUGUUAUUAUCGACAGGGAUUAUUACAACAUGAAGGAAGAACAAUUCAAGCAGGUGUUCAGUGACAUGGAUUUCAUUGGUUGGUACACCACCGGAGACAUCCCCAACACCACUGACAUUAAAAUCCAUAAGCAAAUAUGCGACAUUAAUGAAUCUCCAAUUUUGCUUAAAUUAAAUCCCUACGACAAAAACAUUGAUCAUUUGCCGGUUGCUCUUUACGAGUCUGUAAUUGAUUUGAUUGGGGGCGAAGCAACAAUGUUAUUUGUUAAUUUGUCUUAUACUCUGGCAACCGAAGAAGCAGAAAGAAUUGGAGUAGAUCAUGUGGCGAGAAUGUCUUCAACGGACUCAGGAGAAAGCUCUCUUGUUGCAGAGCAUUUGACAGCGCAACACAGUGCUAUCAAAAUGUUGCAUUCUAGAGUUAGGCUGGUUUUAGAGUAUAUGAAAGCUGUACAAAGUGGACAGUUGCCUACAAAUCACGAGAUUUUACGAGAGGCUUAUUCGUUGUGUCACCGAUUACCUGUUAUACAAAGUGCAAGGUUUCGACAAGAUUUUUAUAAUCAAUGCAACGAUGUGGGCCUUAUGACGUAUUUAGGGACUUUAACAAAGGGCUGUAAUGAUCUCAACCAGUUUGUGAACAAAUUCAACAUUUUGUAUGACAGACAAGGACUGGGCAGGAGGAUGAGAGGAAUUUUCUUUUAAUUCGUAAAAAAAGCAAUUUUAUUUAUAACCCUCAGUUCUGUAUUAAAGUUUCUAUUAAACAAUCCUUCCAUAUUACAAA
Messenger RNA from Tribolium castaneum (red flour beetle), 1155 nucleotides. It is a transcript of the gene CSN6, whose product is annotated as COP9 signalosome subunit 6. Gene Ontology annotation, cellular component: COP9 signalosome. Lineage: Eukaryota; Metazoa; Arthropoda; Insecta; Coleoptera; Tenebrionidae. Gene Ontology annotation, molecular function: metallopeptidase activity; protein binding. Gene Ontology annotation, biological process: protein deneddylation. The transcript has 5 exons. The record is from RefSeq and is a predicted model, not a curated record. The coding region runs from base 87 to 1076 and encodes 329 amino acids.